Messenger RNA from Laccaria bicolor S238N-H82, 1011 nucleotides. RefSeq lists its product as uncharacterized. The coding region runs from base 1 to 1011 and encodes 336 amino acids. The record is from RefSeq and is a predicted model, not a curated record. The transcript is spliced from 4 exons. Lineage: Eukaryota; Fungi; Basidiomycota; Agaricomycetes; Agaricales; Hydnangiaceae.
AUGUCCGCCAUUGGUCCUGAGCUUCCUCCCCAUCUACAAAGCCAAACGACGUCGCAUCCAGAUAAAGACAAUAACGAAGGAUUUCUAGUUGGACCACAAGUUCUAACUCAUCCUCUGGACCCACCCGCGACGAGCAAUGGCCCCUCUGUAACUAUCGGUCCCAUAAUACCCCCACAGUUUCUCAAAGACUCGGCGAAUAGGGAGGAAGAGGAAGAAGAGGACGAUUAUAUGCCGGAACUGCCGCCCGAUCUUGUCCAGUCACGAAUAGCGGGCCCAUCUGCGCCGGGGCCAAGCAGACGACAAGUUGGACCGUCACUCCCGUCUUACGCACCAACAUACGAUCCAAGAAGCUAUGCGGAUAAAGAAGAAGAUGACGACGAUGACUUUGGACCCAAGCCUUUACCAGCUGGGAUGCAGCACCGACAGACAGACGCUGUGAAGGAGUUCAUGGAGAAGGAGGAAAAGAGACGAAAACAUCUUGAAGAAUUGUCAAAACCGAAAGAGCUGCAACGUGACGAAUGGAUGCUCGUCCCCCCUUCGUCGUCUGAUCUUCUAGGGAAACUUGACCCAACAAAACUCAAAGGACGACAAUUCUCGCGCAGCACUGCGCCAGCGUCAGGAAAACCAGACAACUCACUGUGGACGGAAACGCCCGCAGAGCGUCAACAGCGUUUGGCUGACGAGGUUUCAGGAAAGAAGAGGAGAGCUGUGGAGACCCAGCCGGUGGAUGAUGAUCCCGACGGUUUAAAAAAGAGACGAAGACGGGACGAGGAAUUGAUUAGGAAGGGUGUUGAGGACCAUACGCAAAAGAUGCGCGGACCGUCUCUUAUUCAGCAACAUUCUGCUGGGAAGACGGUCGAGGAGAAGAAGGACAGUGGCAUUUGGGACCAUUCGCGUGACAUGGGUCUGGGUGGAAGGCUCAUGGAUGACGACAAGCGCAACAAAUUGAUCAGGGAAUCCAGAGGACUUGGAGAUCGGUUUGGUAGCGGCAAGAGCGGGGGUUUCUUGUAG